AUAUUAGUAUAAAAACACUCACAAACACAUGCUGGUCUGGCUCUGCUAAUAAUAGUGAUGUCAACUAAUGACCAUCCAUUAUCCUGACCUGCUGCUGGUUUAUUGUGUUAUACAGUAUGUGGGAAUUGGGAAAUACUCUGAUGAUGAUGAUUAUAUUGAUAAGCAGUCCAUGUGUGGGGCCCAUUGGAAAAUGUGACAGUAGAAGGGGAGCAGCUGUGCUCCCCCUCUGAAGCUCAGAAGCAGGCGUGAAAAAAUAACAUCCUCCCCUGCUGUGGCCCGCCAAGGAAUCUGUAGGUCGAGCCCACUCCCAGGUGGAUUGACGGGGACUACGUCAUGUAGGAAUGCCCCUCUGGCAGUUGCAUCAACAUGGGGCAGAGACAGGAGUUGUGCGGGCCAAUUCUUUGAUCAACCAACAAUUACUAUCUGGGCUAAAGUCAACCAGCGACAGCAAACACAGCGGUGACUCACGGUUGUCUGUCAGUUGGUGACUGAUUGGUGAUAACGCAGCUCUGACUGAGACCCAGGACGAAUUCUGAGCACAUUUGUUUUCUGAUCAAAUCUCUGGUCUCGUCUUGUGUGAGACGCAGACGUGAUCCCUUAUCUGAGACAGAAAGAGUUUUUCAACUGAUCCUUGAAGCAACUUUUUUUAUUUUGUCUCACGUCGUUCCUUGCGUUGAAAUUCACUCCCUCUCUUGUGUCAGCUGCUCCCACACAAGGUGUGGACAGUCCCCGACCAGACUCUCAGACCUGAGGAAUGUGUGGCUUUUGUUUGCUGUCGUCCACCCUGUGUCGCUGUGCAGGUGGAUACUUCUGGGCUGGGAUAGCUGUAGUGUGUGUGUGUGUGUGUGUGUGUGUGUGUCUGUGUUUUUACCUCCCCCCAGGCUGCACAGCUGAGUGUGGGAGGGGCCUCCUCCCCCCCGCCUCCUACUCCUCCUCAGCCUGGAUGUGUGAGACGGCCGCUCUCAGUCAAAGAAGCACACUGAGGAGUAAAGUUGAGUGUAUGAGUUUGAGCGAGGAGAAACUUUUUUUUUUUUUUGUUUGGAUAUGCAGGCCGCUCGUUUUUCUUUUGGAUUUAGCUCUGAUUUAUUAAACAACAGCUAUUGACGAUGCAAGGACGAGCGGGUAAAGCUCCUAAAAAGGAGCUGGUCAUUGAGAGUCCACAGCAGUACAAAGGUCUGCCCACAACUGAGGCUGAGGCAGAGUCAGUGCCACAGGUGGCGGUUAAACCAAAGGUGAUCGAACCGCUGGACUAUGAAAAUGUGCUGGUGCAGAGAAAGACACAGAUCCUCAGUGAUGUCCUCAGAGACAUGCUGCAGUUCCCUCUGGAGGACUUUGAGAUUUCAACUUUGAGGAGGCAAGGCAGAACAAUUUACCCCACGGUCCCUGACAACGCAGAGAAGGAGGCCCACAGUCUGUUUGUCCAAGAGUGCCUCAAGACCUACAAGUCCGACUGGCAUGUGGUCAACUACAAGUAUGAGGACUAUUCUGGAGACUUCCGACAGCUUCCACAUAAAGUGUCCAGGCCUGAUAAGCUGGCUGUCCAUGUGUUUGAAGUGGACGAGGACGUGGACAAAGAUGAGGACACGGCCUCCCUGGGAUCCCAGAAAGGUGGAAUCACCAAACACGGCUGGCUGUACAAAGGGAACAUGAACAGUGCCAUCAGCGUCACCAUGAGGUCGUUUAAGAGGAGAUACUUCCACCUGACUCAGCUCGGAGACGGAUCUUAUAAUUUGAACUUCUACAAAGACGAGAAGAUCUCCAAGGAGCCGAAAGGAACCAUAUUUUUGGACUCCUGUAUGGGCGUGGUUCAGAACAACAAGGUUCGAAGGUUUGCGUUCGAGCUGAAGAUGCAGGACAAGAGCACGUACCUGCUGGCUGCAGACAGCGAGCUGGAGAUGGAGGACUGGAUCAACACCCUCAACAAGAUCUUACACAGCAGCUUUGAGAUCGCCAUGCAGGAGAAGAGGAACGGCGACGUUCACGAUGACGAUGAUCUUGGAAAGUCAGACAGUUCCUCUGGCAGCAUGGACAGCUUUCAGAGCACCAGAGACAUCGAGUCCAGGAUGAGGAGUGAGACCAGACUGAAGCUGUUCACCCUGGACCCUGACACACAGAAACUCGAUUUCUCAGGGAUUGAACCGGACGUGAAGCAGUUUGAGGAGAAGUUUGGCAAAAGAGUCCUGGUGAACUGCAACGACCUCUCCUUCAAUCUGCAAAGCUGCGUGGCCGAGAACGAAGAAGGACCUACGACCAACGUGGAGCCCUUCUACGUCACUCUCUCACUUUUUGAUAUCCAGAAUGGGCGGAAGAUCGCCUCUGACUUUCAUGUGGACUUAAAUCAUCCUUCUGUGAGGGGCAUGGUGCCUAACAACAUCAGCCAGUACAUAAACGGAGGAGAAGACGCUCACGCUGAGGCCCAGCGGUCGGUCCAUGGGGUCCCAGAAGCUGCCAUGCACUACCCUCGACAGGGAGUCUUCUCAGUAACAUGUCCUCACCCUGACAUCUUCCUGGUGGCUCGUAUAGAGAAGGUGCUCCAGGGUGGAAUCAACCACUGCGCCGAGCCGUACAUGAAGAGCUCGGACUCCACUAAGGUGGCGCAGAAGGUCCUGAAAAAUGCCAAGCUGGCAUGUAGCAGGCUGGGGCAGUACAGGAUGCCUUUUGCCUGGGCAGCAAGGCCUUUGUUCAAAGACGCUUCAGGGACACUUGACAAAAGUGCUAGAUUUUCAGCUCUCUACAGACAGGACAGCAACAAACUGUCCAACGACGACAUGCUGAAGCUGCUGGCUGACUUCAGAAAGCCAGAGAAAAUGGCAAAGCUGCCUGUAAUCCUAGGAAACCUUGAUGUUACCAUUGACAGCGUUGCUCCCGACUUGACAAAUUGUGUUACCUCAUCCUACAUUCCUGUGAAGCAGUUCGACAUCAGUGAGCGAACCAACAUCUUCUUCGAAGUGGAGGAGUUUGUGCCGUGCAUUGCCAAGUGUUCCCAGCCUUUCACCAUCUACAACAACCACCUCUACGUCUACCCUAAGCACUUGAAAUAUGACGGACAAAAGUCAUUCGCAAAGGCUAGAAACAUAGCUGUCUGCAUUGAGUUCAAGGACUCGGACGAAGAGGAGGCUGCUUCGUUAAAGUGCAUCUACGGUCGACCUGGAGGACCAUUGUUUACCAAGAACGCCUUUGCUGCAGUUCUGCAUCACCAGCAGAACCCUGAGUUUUAUGACGAGUUCAAGAUUGAGCUGCCGACUCAGCUGCAUGAGAAACACCACCUGCUCUUCACCUUCUACCACGUCAGCUGUGAAAACAACAGCAAGGCCAGCACCAAGAAGAGAGAGCUUGUGGAAACACAAGUGGGUUACGCCUGGCUGCCAUUGCUGAAAGAUGGCCGGGUGAUCAUGAACGAGAAUCAGGUUCCUGUGGCUGCUAACCUACCUGCAGGAUAUCUAAGCUGUCAGGAAGGAGCUGCAAAGCAUUCAGGUCCUGAAGUCAAAUGGGUGGAUGGAGGCAAACCUUUGUUCAAGGUGUCCACUCACCUAGUCUCCACUGUUUACACUCAGGAUCAACAUUUGCACAAUUUCUUUGAUCACUGUCAGAACAUCACAUCUGGAUCACAGGUGUCAGGAGGACAGCUGGUCAAAUACCUGAAGAGUCUGCAUGCCAUGGAGAGUCAUGUGAUGAUCAAGUUCCUGCCCACCAUUCUGAAUCAGCUGUUCAGAGUGCUGACCAGUGCCACCCAGGAGGAUGUAGCAGUCAACGUCACCAGAGUCAUGAUUCACGUUGUUGCCCAGUGCCAUGAGGAGGGGUUGGAACAUUACCUGAGAUCGUAUGUGAAGUUUGUAUUCAAGACAGAGCCGUACACGUCCAGCCCUAGGACGGUGCACGAGGAGUUGGCCAAAGCUAUGACUGCCAUCCUUAAACCUUCCACUGACUUCCUCACCAGUAACAAGCUGCUGAAGUACUCCUGGUAUUUCUUUGAAGCCCUUGUCAAGUCCAUGGCUCAGUACCUGAUUGAGAGCUGUAAAGUGAAGCUGUCCAGGAACCAGAGAUUCUCUGCAUCUUUUCACCACACGGUGGAGACACUGGUCAACAUGAUGAUGCCUCACAUCACACAGAAGUACAAGGACAACCUGGAUGCUGCUAGAAACGCCAACCACAGUCUGGCGGUCUUUAUCAAGCGCUGUUUCAACCUGAUGGACAGAGGCUUUGUGUUCAAGCAGAUCAACAACUACAGCAACUGUUUCAUGCCUGGAGACCCAAAGACACUCUUUGAGUUUAAGUUUGAGUUCCUGCGUGUUGUGUGCAACCACGAGCACUACGUCCCCUUAAACCUGCCCAUGCCCUUUGGUAAAGGAAGGAUACUGAGAUUUCAAGACCUCCAGCUGGAUUACUCGCUGACUGAUGACUUCUGUAAAAACCACUUCCUGGUUGGUCUGCUGCUCAGGGAGGUCAGUGCAGCUCUGCAGGAGUUCAGGGAGAUCCGUCAGAUUUCCAUCCACGUGCUGAAGAACCUGAUGAUAAAGCACACAUUUGAUGAACGCUACAGCUCCAAGAGUCAGCAGGCCAGGCUGGCCACGCUGUAUUUACCCCUGUUUGGCCUCCUCCAAGAAAAUGUCAACAGGCUGAACGUGAAGGAAGUGUCUCCUUUCACCAUCAACCACUCUAACAAUAAUGGAAGAGAGGAGUCACUUCACACCAACCCUCUGAUGACCCCUCCCAGGUCCAGUACCUUUUUGGACACCAGUUUACACAAAGAUGUUUUUGGCGUCAUCUCAGGAACAGCAUCCCCUCACGCAUCAUCCACACCCAACAUUAACUCUGUGCGUCACGCGGACUCUCGCGGCUCACUCAUCAGCACGGAUUCUGGUAACAGUCUGCCAGAGAGGAACGUUGAUAAAGGAAAUUCUCUGGACAAGAACCAGGCGUCCUCCACCCUGGGCAGCACUCUGCUGCGGUGUGAUAAACUGGACCAGGUGGAGAUCAAGAGUCUCCUCAUGUGUUUCCUGCAUGUGCUGAAGAGCAUGUCUGAAGAUGCUCUGUUCACAUACUGGAGCAAAGCCUCAGCUGCAGAGCUCAUGGACUUCUUCACUCUGAUAGAAGUCUGCCUCCAUCAGUUUAGAUACAUGGGGAAAAGAUACAUCGCAAGGAACCAGGAUGGGGCAGGACCUGUAGCUCAUGAGCGGAAGUCUCAGACUCUGCCUGUGUCCCGUAACAGGACAGGAAUGAUGCAUGCCCGCUUACAGCAGCUCAGCAGCCUGGAUAACUCAUACACUUUUAACCACACCUACAGUCACUCUGAUGCUGACGUGUUGAAUCAGUCGUUGCUGGAGGCCAACAUCGCCACUGAGGUGUGCCUGACUGUCCUGGACACGCUCAGCAUCUUCAUUAUGAGUUUCAAGACACAGCUUUGUGCUGACCACGGACACAGUCCACUCAUGAAGAAGGUGUUUGAAGUCCACCUUUGUUUUCUGCGUAUCAACCAGUCAGAAACUGCCCUCAAGCAGGUCUUCACCUCACUACGCACCUUCAUCUACAAGUUUCCCUGCACCUUCUUCGAAGGCCGUGCCGACAUGUGUGCCGCGUUCUGCUACGAGAUCUUGAAGUGCUGUAACUCCAAGCUGAGCUCCAUUCGCAGCGAUGCAGCCCAUCUGCUCUACUUCCUCAUGAAGAGCAACUUUGACUACACUGGUCGCAAAUCCUUCGUCAGGACGCACUUACAGGUGGUGAUCGCUGUCAGUCAGCUGAUCGCUGAUGUCAUCGGUAUCGGAAGUACACGCUUCCAGCAAUCUCUGUCAAUCAUCAACAACUGUGCCAACAGUGACAAAACCAUUAAGAACACAGCUUUCCCCUCCGAUGUGAAGGAUCUGACCAAACGCAUCAGAACAGUGUUGAUGGCCACGGCUCAGAUGAAGGAGCAUGAGAGAGACCCAGAGAUGCUGGUGGACCUGCAAUACAGUCUGGCCAAAUCAUACGCCAGCACACCUGAGCUGCGCAAGACCUGGCUGGACAGCAUGGCCCGGAUCCACGUGAAGAACGGAGACUUGUCGGAGGCAGCCAUGUGCUACGUUCACGUUGCAGCACUCGUGGCAGAAUAUCUGCAGAGAAAAGGCAUGUUUAAACAGGGAUGCUCAGCAUUCCUGGUGGUGACGCCAAACAUUGAUGAAGAAGCAGCCAUGAUGGAGGACGUCGGCAUGCAGGACGUCCACUUCAACGAGGACGUCCUCCUGGAGCUUUUAGAGGAGUGUGCGGAUGGACUGUGGAAAGCUGAGCGAUACGAGCUCAUCUCUGACAUCUACAAGCUCAUCAUUCCUAUUUAUGAAAAGCGCAGAGACUUUGAGAAACUGGCCCAUCUGUACGACACGCUGCAUCGUGCCUACAGUAAAGUGACGGAGGUGAUGCACUCGGGCAAAAGGCUGCUGGGGACGUACUUCAGAGUGGCCUUCUUUGGACAGGGCUUCUUUGAGGAUGAGGACGGUAAGGAGUACAUCUACAAAGAACCCAAGUUCACCCCCCUGUCUGAAAUAUCCCAGAGGCUCCUCAAACUCUACUCUGACAAGUUUGGACAGGAAAAUGUGAAGAUGAUCCAGGACUCUGGAAGGAUCAACCCCAAAGACCUGGACUCUAAGUACGCGUACAUUCAGGUGACACAUGUCACUCCAUACCUGGAGGAGAAGGAGCUGGUGGACAGGAAGACAGAUUUUGAAAGGAGCCACAACAUUCGUCGCUUUGUCUUUGAGAUGCCGUUCACUAUAUCAGGCAAAAAGCAGGGCGGAGUGGAGGAGCAGUGCAAACGCAGGACGAUAUUAACAACCACACAUUGCUUCCCUUACGUGAAGAAGCGUAUUGCAGUGAUGUAUCAGCACCACACUGACCUGAGCCCCAUCGAGGUGGCCAUCGAUGAGAUGAGCAAGAAGGUGGCGGAGAUCAAACAGCUGUGUUCUGCCAGUGAGGUGGACAUGAUCCGACUGCAGCUCAAACUGCAGGGCAGCAUCAGCGUGCAGGUCAACGCAGGACCACUGGCAUAUGCGCGAGCUUUUCUGGAUGACUCAAGCGCCAAGAAGUAUCCAGAUAACAAAGUCAAACAGCUGAAAGAAGUCUUCAGGCAUUUCGUGGAGGCCUGUGGCCACGGUUUAGGCAUCAACGAGCGGCUGAUCAAAGAAGACCAGCAGGAGUAUCAUGAUGAAAUGAAAGCCAACUACAGAGACCUGGCCAGAGAGCUGUCCAUCAUCAUGCACGAGCAGAUCAGUCCUGUAGAAGACGGCAUGAAGAGCGUUCUUCCUGAUUCGCUCCAUAUCUUUAACGCCAUCAGCGGCACGCCCACCAGUGCUACCAUCCAUGGCAUCCCCAGUUCGUCUUCUGUGGUAUGAUGAUGCCGACCUGGGAUAUCCAUGACCCCGGGUGUCUCUGAGGUCACCCAGAAACUAGGCAUGUGCCUGUGAACUGAAUCCUGAUUUUGUUGGAUAUAAAGUAGACUGACUCAUGAGCUCAGACAAACGUUAGCACCUCUGACUCUUUUGGCUCGACUGUGACCAAGGCACUGGACUGUUUGAACAAACACAGCUGGCACAGGGAGUGUGCUGGAAGAGGCCAGCUUAGGGGAGACAAGGUGAGGCCUGAGAUUUGAGACAAACCUUCCUAUGGACAUAUUAAUAUGCAUGUUAUCAUACUUCCUCUCCAGAGCCCAGUUGAGUUUAUUUUAUAAUGUUACACAUUGUAUUUUCUCCUGUACAGUAUUCCACUUUUAUAAGCCACUCGAUGUCCUGAUCAACAGUAUAUGCUGGGACUCUCGACGCUCUGUUUCUCUGUAAAUGACGUUCUAUUUCUACAGAACUGCAAACUUAAAAAAAAGGAUGGGUAUUUGUUGGUAUUUUACCGUUGAAUCAAUUCAGCGUCUUAAAUGUGUUUUUAAAUAUUUGAAGCCACUGCAUAAGAAACUAUAUAUUCAUUUCUGUUCAUUAAUGUACAUAUAAACAAAGGAGUGUGUGCAAUAUUUGCAAAGUAUCUUGCUGUGUGCGGCUAAUACACUGUAAAGGACAUGUUCACCUUCAUGCCAAAGCGAUAAGGUGCGGAACCAAAAUGAACGCCUACUGUGGGAGUAACAUGAAGCUUUUACCGUUUUAGUGUUCAAAUGUUCAAGAAAUUGUUUUAUAUUCGGACAGCGACAUGUUUUUUUGUUUUGUUUUUUUAUUUAACACAAAUUCACUGUUCUGCUGUAAACAAAUGUUCCCUUAUGCUUUAAAAUAAAAUGCACUCAUUUCUCUGGA
This is a messenger RNA of Cynoglossus semilaevis (tongue sole), 8258 nucleotides long. RefSeq names its product dedicator of cytokinesis protein 9. NCBI's taxonomy places the organism in Eukaryota, Metazoa, Chordata, Actinopteri, Pleuronectiformes, Cynoglossidae. Bases 1107 to 7361 code for a protein of 2084 amino acids. Gene Ontology annotation, molecular function: guanyl-nucleotide exchange factor activity. Gene Ontology annotation, biological process: small GTPase-mediated signal transduction; positive regulation of GTPase activity. The transcript is spliced from 53 exons. The record is from RefSeq and is a predicted model, not a curated record.